Tuber aestivum (summer truffle) is the source of this 1008-nucleotide messenger RNA. The record is from the annotation of a GenBank genome assembly. Lineage: Eukaryota; Fungi; Ascomycota; Pezizomycetes; Pezizales; Tuberaceae.
GUCCUCGAGGAAGUUGCUUUGGCCUCUUCAUAAGCCCAAAAUGGAGCGUUACCUGGGCUUGGUUGAAGAGCAGAGAUCGAAACUUCAACUGUUGUUAACUACAGCCACAACGUAGGUUACCCAUUCUUCUGCUCCCUAGGAAUUUCGUUUCCCUGGUUUCCCCUCUUUAAGUUGAAAAGGCUAACUGUUUGUUUAGGAAGACGGUAACACAGGUGUUACGAAUCCUAGAUGGUACUUGGUCACAUUAUCCCUAGCCCUGCCAACGAUUUUCUUUACUGACAUCGGAUAUUCCUGAAACCCUAGAGAGUAAAUUCCAGGAAGUACAGAAAUGGCUUAACGUCGUUGACCCAGCCUCCAAUUAUUCAUCCGCACUCGCACUUCGUGAACCUGGUACGGGGAAUUGGCUGCUCAAGGGGUGCGAGUACAUCGAUCGGAAGGAAGGUAGAGGAGGGGUUCUCUGGCUUCAUGGUAUACGUGAGUCUUCGGACGAGUGAAGUCUUAUGCUUCAAUGAAUGUCACUAACAUUUGUCUCUUGUAGCCGGAUGCGGCAAGAGUGUCCUAAGGUGCGAACUUAACCAGGUAUCCGAAGGUGCAAUAUGAUUCACUGAUUGCUAACCUCUCUUUAGCGCUACUGCCAUUGAGGAUGUCAAGGAUUUGUGCGAGGCGAACCACGAUCACGCAUUAGCCUACUUCUACUUUACCUUCAGCGACCCGGAGAAACAGAAAUCGUGCAAUAUGCUUCUAUCACUUAUUAGUCAGCUUCCAAGAAGGCUUUCAGAGCGGGGUUUGCUGGGGGAGGUUGUAGAUCUAUACAAUAGCACUAGGGCGAUCGGAAAGUCGGCGGAUACUAAGGCUCUGAAAGAUGUAUUGUCGCAGAUUAUAAGGGGUUUCAGGAAGACGUUUAUCAUUCUCGAUGCCCUAGACGAGUUCCCGAAGGACGCGCAGGGGAGUCUCUUGUCUUGGGUCAGCGAGCUUAGGGUUAAUAAUAAGACGGAAUCGUUGUCCAUU